This is a messenger RNA of Gavia stellata (red-throated loon), 2896 nucleotides long. RefSeq names its product solute carrier family 33 member 1 (gene SLC33A1). NCBI's taxonomy places the organism in Eukaryota, Metazoa, Chordata, Aves, Gaviiformes, Gaviidae. Gene Ontology annotation, cellular component: membrane. The transcript is spliced from 6 exons. The record is from RefSeq and is a predicted model, not a curated record. The coding region runs from base 1 to 1629 and encodes 542 amino acids. Gene Ontology annotation, molecular function: acetyl-CoA transmembrane transporter activity.
AUGUCGCCCGCCAUCGCGGCCAAGGAGGGCGGCCGGCAGCGCCGGGCCGGGAGCCACCACCACUGCCUGGACGUGAGGAGCGAGGCGCCGCCCGCCCUGGCGCUCUGCGGGGACGGGCUGCCGGGCGGCGAGGCCGAGGCGCUGCUGCCGGAGCCGGGCUCGCGGGGGACGCGGGGGUGCCGGGCGGAGCUGGGCAGCAUCCUGCUGCUGCUGGUGCUGUACGUGCUGCAGGGCAUCCCGCUGGGGCUGGCGGGCAGCGUCCCCCUCAUCCUGCAGAGCAAGAGCGCCAGCUACACCGACCAGGCCUUCUUCAGCUUCGUCUUCUGGCCCUUCAGCCUCAAGCUGCUCUGGGCCCCCUUGGUGGACGCCGUCUACCUGCGGGGCUUCGGCCGCCGCAAGUCGUGGCUGGUGCCCACGCAGUACGUCCUGGGGCUCUUCAUGAUCUACAUGUCCACCCAGGUGGACUUGCUGCUGGGCGACGGGGAGGGCCGGGGCCCCGACGUGGUGGCCCUCACUGUGACUUUCUUCCUCUUCGAGUUCCUGGCGGCGACGCAGGACAUCGCGGUGGACGGCUGGGCCCUGACCAUGUUGUCCAGGGAGAACGUGGGCUACGCCUCCACCUGCAACUCGGUGGGCCAGACGGCCGGCUACUUCCUGGGCAACGUCCUCUUCCUGGCCCUCGAGUCGGCCUCCUUCUGCAACAAGUACCUGCGGUUCCAGCCCCAGCCCCAAGGGAUCGUGACCCUCUCAGAUUUCCUGUUUUUCUGGGGAGCUGUCUUUUUAAUUACCACUACACUGGUUGCCCUUCUGAAAAAGGAAAACAAGGAACUAACACCAACAAAAGAAGAAACAAAAGGCAUCACUGAUACAUAUAGGCUGCUAUUCUCAAUAAUCAAGAUGCCGGCAGUUCUUAGUUUCUGUCUCUUGAUUCUCACAGCAAAAGUUGGAUUUUCAGCAGCAGAUGCUGUAACAGGACUCAAACUGGUGGAAGAGGGCGUCCCAAAAGAGCACUUAGCUCUGCUAGCGGUUCCAAUGGUUCCUUUACAGAUAAUACUGCCUCUGAUUAUCAGCAAAUACACAGCAGGCCCCCAGCCACUGAACACGUUUUACAAAGCUAUGCCUUUUAGAUUACUGCUUGGUCUGGAAUUUGCUUUUUUGGUAUGGUGGACUCCUAAAGUAAAACAGGAAGGAGGAUUUCCUGUCUACUACUAUGUUGUAGUAUUGUUGAGUUACGCUUUACAUCAGAUCACGCUGUAUAGCAUGUAUGUUGCGAUAAUGGCUUUCAACGCCAAAGUCAGCGAUCCGCUGAUCGGAGGAACCUACAUGACACUCCUAAAUACUGUGUCAAAUCUGGGAGGAAACUGGCCUUCCACCGUCGCCCUCUGGCUUGUGGACCCACUUACGGUGAAAGAGUGUGCAGGGGCCCAGGAACAGACCUGUGGCACUGCAGUUGCUGCAGAACUCUGCACAAAAGCUGGUGGUUCCUGUGUCACUACCUUGGACGGUUACUACGUGGAAUCUGUCAUCUGUGUCAUUCUGGGAUUUGGCUGGUGGUUCCUACUUGGGCCAAAAUUUAAAAAGCUGCAGGACGAAGGACAGUCUUCCUGGAAGUGCAAGAGGACCAAUUGAUGCAGUUUAAAUACUGGAUGGACUAGCAAGGUCAUUUUAGUUUUAUUGCAAAGACAUAUCCCAUAAUCAAUAAACAGGAAUACAGGUAUUUUUAAAUGCCACAUCACUGAAAAAAUGGGUGGCUGAGACGGUGGUAUGUUUGUAUGUGAUACCACUUGCCCUCCCAAUGUGAAAAUGUAAGUUCGGAAAGUAAUUGUUAAAAAAUGGCACCUACGUACUCCAUACAUAUCCCCAAGCUCUAGCUCCAGAGUCAUGGCUGCUGGUGUAACCAAGGUCCAAAUUUCCAUAUAGUAACUAUGGAAAAGCUAAUCGUGCCAUGUCUGUCUAAACAGCAGCCUUGUCAGCUAAGUUCCAACUCUUUAUUUUCAAACAGAAAUGAUUUGUCACGGGGAGUUGACCCGGGGAAGGACGUCAAAGGCAUUUUGACUUGUCGGUUAAGCGUGUUGCACUACGGCAUUCCUUGUGGGAAGAUAAAUGUAAAGUGUCUGUGGGCUUUGUUUCUUCUCACUUUCUGAACUGUAACCACACCUCAAAGGAAGGAACGUUUCAGAGAUUCUUUUAAAUGUAUUUUCUGGCUUUUAUAAGCUUUAAAGAUUUAUAAGAAAUAUUUUUAUAAACGAAUUACAUUUGUUUAAUUUAUUUCCGCUGUUUCAAAGCAUUAUGAUUUACAUUCAAGGUACUUUCUUGAUGAAAAAUUGCUGUAAGGUAGGACUUAAGAGUAACGCACAAUACUCUAAGCCUUGAGUCCUGAAGAUGUAAACUGGACAGUGCAGCAGCUGUCAGGCAAAGACAGGCUUCAAAAGGAGAGGACAUGCAGGCCUUUGGAAGGCGGUUGUUAUUUUGAGGGAAUGAAUUGAUAGUGUUGGUUCCUCGAUGUCACUAAAAUUCGAACAAUUAAUUUCAAAAUAAUUGGCAAAACUGUGACUGUUCCCAGCUAGGGGUAAGAAAAGAUGAUCAGUGCCUUUGAAAGCGAUUUGGUGAUGACAAACUUGCCAAAUUCCCAGUGAGUUGGUGUACAGCUCGCUGUCACAUAAAUCAAACGAGCUAAAUCCUGUGGUAGAGCAGCUACAGAAAUCUAUUACUGAUGCUGCGUAGUGGAAACAUUCCCGCUGCAUUUAUCAAAAAUGACUUCCCUCCUGAGUGCCUUAGUGAUGUACAGCAAGCGUACUGUACGCCUAGAGAGAGGGCACUUGGACGUUGUUGGAUGUAUAUGGUACAUCAUUAUUCAGAAAGAAAACUAUUAAAAAUACCUUUGAAAGGUACAUGA